AUGAUUAAAUUAAUUCUAAAUAUUUUUCUUUUAACAACAAUAUUUUCUUUUAUUUAUUGUCAAGAAACGGAGCCUCCUUGUGAAGAAAAUGGCAAUUCUUCUGAUCAAACAACAGAUACACCAUCUGUAACAAAGAAAGUUAUUCCUCCAUUUGACUUUAUUUUCCCCAAAAGAACUCCCCCACCAAACUUUUGCCAUGAUGAAUUAAAUGAAGAAUAUUUUGAUUGUAUUGGAUUAUGCCCUCAAUAUAAACAUUUUAGAGAUAAAAAUUGUGAGGAUGUAGCUAAAGAAGAACAACAGAAGCAUAUAACCACAACAGAAUCCCUUUUAUCGAAAAAACUUCAUCAUCUGUGUUUUUCUCUUCGUUGCUUUCCUGGCUGCCGAUGCAAGGAAGGUCUUGUUCGAGAAUUUUAUGGGAAGAAUGCAACGUGUAUUUUACCUGAAAAAUGCAAAGAUGUUACAGUAACAACAACUACUGAAAAAAAUUGCGAGGAGAAUGGAAAUAAUUGA
Meloidogyne enterolobii is the source of this 510-nucleotide messenger RNA. NCBI's taxonomy places the organism in Eukaryota, Metazoa, Nematoda, Chromadorea, Rhabditida, Meloidogynidae. The record is from the annotation of a GenBank genome assembly.